Anolis sagrei ordinatus is the source of this 3075-nucleotide messenger RNA. RefSeq names its product thioredoxin reductase 3 (gene TXNRD3). Gene Ontology annotation, cellular component: mitochondrion; cytosol. Lineage: Eukaryota; Metazoa; Chordata; Lepidosauria; Squamata; Anolidae. The record is from RefSeq and is a predicted model, not a curated record. Gene Ontology annotation, molecular function: glutathione-disulfide reductase (NADPH) activity; thioredoxin-disulfide reductase (NADPH) activity; flavin adenine dinucleotide binding. Gene Ontology annotation, biological process: glutathione metabolic process; cellular response to oxidative stress; cell redox homeostasis.
GCGCUCGAGCCUGCGCGCCAGUUGCCUCUCCGCUGCAUUGGAAGCGGUUGCUGUUUUUCGCGCUCCCGGCUCGGACUGAAGGAAGGAGGGAGCCAUGCCGCCUCCGGGCCAAGUCCGGCUCCCGGAUUGGGACGCGCUGAAGCUCCGCGUGCGCUCCAUGGUCACUUCCCACCGGGUUAUGAUCUUCAGCAAGACCUACUGCCCUUUCUGCCGGAAGGUGAAAGAUCUAUUUCAUUCUAUGUCGGUAGAAUAUAGUGCUCUAGAACUUGAUAAGACGGAUGAAGGACCCAGCAUCCAAGAAGUAUUACUAGAAUUAACAGGCCAAAGGACUGUUCCCAAUGUGUUUGUAAAUGGAACACAUGUGGGUGGAUGUGACCAGACUUUUCAGGCUUACCAGAGUGGCUUACUGCAGAGCCUUUUAGGGGAUGGAAAGGGUGAAGAGCUGGAAAGCUUUGACUAUGACCUGAUUAUUAUUGGUGGAGGUUCUGGUGGACUCGCAUGUUCCAAGGAAGCUGCAACUUUAGGAAAGAAAGUCAUGGUACUAGACUAUGUUGUACCAACACCAAUUGGUACUACAUGGGGACUUGGUGGCACCUGUGUAAAUGUUGGCUGCAUUCCUAAAAAGCUGAUGCAUCAGGCAGCCCUUUUAGGUCAAGCCUUGCAAGAUUCAAGGAAGUUUGGCUGGGAAUAUGAUGAGCAAGUUAAACACAACUGGGAGACCAUGGUUGAAGCGAUUCAGAAUUAUAUAGGAUCCUUGAACUGGGGUUAUCGGGUGGCCUUGCGCGAGAAGACUGUAACAUACCUCAACGCUUAUGGGGAGUUUGUUGGGCCACACAAAAUCAAGGCAACCAAUAGGAAAGGACAAGAAACUUUCUACACAGCUCAGACAUAUGUUAUUGCUACGGGAGAAAGACCUCGAUAUUUAGGUAUUCCAGGAGACAAAGAAUACUGUAUUACAAGUGAUGACCUCUUUUCCCUGCCCUAUUGUCCUGGGAAGACACUGAUUGUGGGGGCUUCUUAUGUAGCUCUGGAGUGUGCAGGAUUCCUUGCUGGCCUUGGUUUAGAUGUCACUGUUAUGGUUCGCUCCAUCCUUCUUCGUGGCUUUGAUCAAGAAAUGGCAGAGAGGGCAGGGGCUUACAUGGAGACUCACGGUGUAAAAUUCAUCAGGAAGUUCGUUCCUAUUGAGGUCAUAAAGUUGGAAGACGGCAUGCCUGGAAGACUCAAAGUGGUUGCGCAGUCCACAAUUGGGCCAGACAUGAUCGAAGGAGAAUACAAUACUGUUUUGAUAGCUGUGGGUCGUGAUGCUUGCACCAGGAAUAUUGGCCUGGACAAAAUUGGUGUGAAUAUUAAUCCAAAGAAUGGAAAAAUACCUGUAAGUGAUGAGGAGCAAACCAAUGUGCCUUACGUCUAUGCUGUUGGAGAUGUUUUGGAAGGAAAACUUGAACUUACACCAGUUGCCAUACAGGCAGGCAAACUUUUGGCCCGCAGACUUUUUGGAGGAAGCUCCAUAAAGUGUGACUACAUCAAUGUGCCAACUACAGUGUUCACACCCCUGGAAUAUGGAUGCUGUGGUUUACCAGAGGAACGGGCUAUUGAACAACUUGGGCAAGAAAACGUAGAGGUAUAUCACAAUCUAUUUUGGCCGCUUGAAUGGACAAUACCUAACAGAGACAACAAUACCUGCUAUGGAAAAGUUAUCUGCAAUAAGCUUGACAAUAACCGUGUAAUAGGACUUCAUGUUCUUGGACCUAAUGCUGGGGAGAUUACCCAAGGUUUUGGUGCAGCGAUGAAAUGUGGCAUCACCAAGGCGAUACUUGAUGAAACAAUCGGCAUACAUCCAACAUGUGCAGAGGUGUUCACUACGAUGGAUAUUACAAGAGCCUCAGGGAAAGAUAUUGCUCAAAGUGGCUGCUGAGGUUAAACCCUGCUGUUUUAAUUGUUUCCUUUUGCUCCACUUACCUAUAUUGAGAGUUUUAAGAUGCACACAAACACAUGUGGGUGAAGAAAUAUCAGACAGCAGUAGAGUGCAUUUCUGAAACUUGUCUUAAAGGUAGUGGGUGUCUACAGGAAGCAAUUUAAAACAGCAGGGUUAACUUUCAUCUUGACUUUCUUAGAAGGGCACAUAAGUGUAUUUUUGAAGUUUUGGCUCUGAACCCCAAUUGGAGGCGAGUCAUGACGGAUGACUUCUAUGUAAAGUUGGGAAAACCAAUUCGUCCAAGUCAAACAAGUAGAUUCCUCUCGAGGAACCUCUUCAGUUGCACAAGUGAAGUUUAAUAUUCUUUGUUUUAGUGCUUUUGUAUGAAUGUAUCAGGAACAGCUGAAGGCUUAGUUGGUAACUUUUGCUAGCAGCUCCUCUCAACUACCGUCAAUCAACAGUAUGUUUUAUCUGUUGUUGACAUGAAUGAUGAGGUCUGUUUGCAGUGUUUAUAAAUAUCUCUCUUUAAAUUGGCAUAAAUUUGAAAAUAAGCAAACAAAGUUUAAAGCAUUUUUCUUUAUAUGCCUCAGAGCUCACGUGAUACAUAAUGGGGUAGUUUUGUUUAAUGUGCUAUCUGUUUAGUCGCCAGAAGAAAACUGUCAUCCUGAGACAUUCAAUUACCAAUUUUUACAGAUUUUUGUGGCCUAGAUUAUUUUAGCAGAAAAAGAUGCAAAAUGUCUUUUUUCUUAAGUGAUUGACUAUCAUCUCCAAAUUUCUCUCAAAAUUUUCACAAGUGAAAAAAAUAUCCCAAGUUAAAUUGGAAUAAGUUCACAGUAACUUAAUCUUGUUCCCAUUUAUAUACCAUAACUAAAUUAUUUUCAUCCAUAAAAUCAAAUGCAUUUGGUUUAGAUCACGUGUGCAAGUACUUUGCUUGAUUAUCCACAAGCAUCCAUUCAUUUUGCUUUGUAAAAUUCCUAGUACCAUGAAUCCUUCUGGACAGUCCAUUUACUUUGAAGUAUUUUGGUUGGAUUUAGUUUGUUUUGUCUAAAUAUGUGUUCUGAAAUGCUUUUUCAAAAGCUGUAUCAUAUAAACAGUUUUUUUUAACUAUUUAUGACGCAUCAUGGAAUUUAAAGUUCAAUAAAAGAGUAAUUGUCACAUGA